UGAAAAUAUGAAAAUAUGAAGAUACGAAAAUACGAAAUUAUGACAGCGAUCUGAGGGAAAGGGAAAGCCAGUAAACCGGUUAUAAUGAAUUCGCUUUUCUUUCCUCCCUCCCUCCAAUUUCUUGGCUCGAUCGACGGAUGGUUUCGUGGCUCUGAUGCGCCCGGAGAAAAGAUUCAGUUCUGGAAAGUUCAGCUAAAGCUUACGUCUGCGGCUGGGCGGGGCGGGGCUGGAGAGCCGGUGUUCGGAACCUGGCAAAACGGCCCAGGCAGUCGGUGCUGCAACGGGUGCAGGUCUACCUACAUGCGCCUCUCGCCUCGCUCGCUCCACUUUUCCCGAGCGUGCGUGCGUGCCCCUGUCCUUGUGUACUCGAUCCCCAAAUCUUCUUAAGGUUCUCGCCCCUUGAUAGCUGCUCAGCAAUCUCUUCGCUCCGAGUGAUUGGCCUCCGAGCCCUCCUCCUCCUCCUCAUCAUCAUCAGCGCCUCCUCGCCUACUCUCGAAGCUCGCCCUCCCUAAUUCCUCGUCUCCUCCAGUUCCAGUUGCAUCUCCAGUGCAUCCAUCUAUCUAUCUCCCCGGCCUUCCAGCUGCCUGAAGCACCUGAAGGCUCGGACACCACCAUUGCAUACCCGUCAGCUCGUAACCUCGAUUUCUCUGACACGGCGGCGUCUAAUCACGAUGUCAUCAGUGACUGAUCAUCGAGCUUGUACCAGAGCUGCUGCUGUUGCUGCUGCUGCUGCUUCUAGUCUGAGCUAGAGAGAUAGGCAGACCGAGCGACUGACUGACUGACUGACCACCGACUGGCCACCGACUGACCGACCGGGUGACCUGUUCGCCCGCCCCCACACUUUCGUGCCUGGCUGCCUGCCUGGGGCCCGAACCAUUAAAUAUCUCCGGCCACAGAGAGUGGACGCCGGUUUGUGUCACGAGCUCGAAGUGUGUGGUUUCUCCGAGAGAGAGCUUCUGUGAAAGGCAGCUCGUAUCAUUCGAAUUCAGAGCUCUGCAGCUCGCGCACCGAAUUCCGUCUCGGUGCCUCGGUCUGAGAGGCUCGGUGGCUGGCGCUCAUCGAUUCGGGUGCAGCAGGAUCACGAAGUGAGAGGCGAGGGGGAUUUGCGUCGUGAAUUGGUGGCUUGACGAUGGCAGUGCUGCUUCUGGUGGUGGUGCAGCGAUGAGCGAAAUCAGUGUGGCUGCGAUUCUGUCCUGCAACUGCGACGCCUCUGUGCUAGGCUAGGAGAUAGAGGGGCGGGCCGACAUAGAUAGACAGAUAGAAGGAGGAUCUGACAAGAGCGCCUGGCACUUCGCCGUGUCUCGGGACUCUGAACGUGGUCUUUCGUGUCUUGGCAUAUGAUGACCUUCGCAGAAUCGUUGUUUCAGAAGAUUCCCACGAUUUACUACCAGCUGUUCUACGAUGAGUGCGAGCCCGUGUGGAUCAUAAAUUCCGAAGAGGUGCAGCUCGUCGAGAAUGUGCCGCAGUACUAUCCUCCCCUCCCCGAUCCCCCCAAGCCCCCUCCGCCUCCUCCCAAGCCCGAGCCUCCUGCGCCUACUGUCGUCAGGGUGCCAAUGUGCUGUGACGCCUGCGAAGAUCGAGUCUAUUCCACCUUCAAGUCCAUCAAAGGGGUUGAGAAAAUAAACUGCGACUGGACGGAGCAGAAGGUGGUGGUCACUGGACCCGUGCCGCAGGAGGAGGUGCUUGCAGCGUGCCGCAAGAUGUUCAAGCACUCCGAACCGUGGAAGUGAUCUCCCACCGAGAGAGCGGCCUCCCUCCGCUCGAACCAGCUGAUGCGCCUCAACAUUGACCUCCGAACCUGUGCUUAGUUCCACCCCCCCAUUCCCCCAUUCACCCAUCAUCGGGAGGAACAUAGCUGUAUAUUAAUAAUCCGUCUAUCCGUCCGUCCGGCCGUCCAUGCGUGCGACACCGCGACUUCGAUUGUAAGUCCGUGCGUGCGUGCGUGCGGGACGGAGCUCGACGAGACGCAGGUUUGUUCUGGUUUCCGUGGACAAGCUCCUUGUACAUUGUUGGCCUGCAGUCUCGACUCAGCUUGAGCUCCCCGCAUUUAUCAGCGAGAGCCAAUGCGAGGCUGCUAGCACCGACCGACCGACUCACUCGUGUAGAGCGACUACUCUUGAUUCGACUGUUGUCUCAUCGACUACUAAGUUCUCACUUACUUAGCUCUGUCACCGAACGACUGUGUGCCAUCGACAUGUAUAUUGUGAAUAAAGAUUUGUCGAGUGUUUGUAACUUUGCGCCCAGUUCCGAAAUGUGUGUUUGAGUGAGUGUGUGUGUUUGUUCAGUCCAAGGUCGCCGGAGUUCUGUGGGCCCG
Marchantia polymorpha subsp. ruderalis is the source of this 2314-nucleotide messenger RNA. NCBI's taxonomy places the organism in Eukaryota, Viridiplantae, Streptophyta, Marchantiopsida, Marchantiales, Marchantiaceae. The record is from the annotation of a GenBank genome assembly.